CGCCUCUUUGGAGAAAAGGAAAAAACAACGACCCCUCCUUGUGAUUUCCGGCCAGAUGAUGGUCUGCGGUUGUGGUUGACAAACUCUCGAGUCGUUCCUUAAUCUUCUUCUUCACUUUACGACUUUUUGAUCAUACCCGAAUUCCACAGCCAUAAUCUACCUAACUGGUCAGCCCAGCCAGACUCUGCUUUGGGUUGAAGCUCCACCAUUAAGUCUGUUCCUGGCAUCUUGUCGUUGAGAGCCUCUUACGAAGUUGCUCCAGCCCAACCGAAGGAAAGGGACCCCAGCUUUGCGACUCUUGGGUUCUUUUGGGGAAAGGUUAUUUGGCCGCCAGUUGUGGGACCCUCUCAUAGACGCCCCCCCUCUGUCAUUGUUGCCGCCGCGAAUACUGCCCCCAAGACUCGUUGUUGAUCGCUGCUGUGAUCGCCGCACCGUCACGAUGCCGAGUAAGUCCACGAUCUGACUUCUUUCUCUCGACUGCUCUUGCCCUCUUUCUGCCUUCUGCGCUCUACUCUCGACGACGAAACGAAUACCUACCCCGCCGCCAUCUGCCACCAAGCUCUGCGCCUACCUCCCCACGCACGCCGUACCUUCCUUAUCGUUGCGAAACAACAACCUGCCCUAGCUUUACGCAUCCUCAAGCUCGGGGAGUGACGCAUCACAAGCUCUCCCACCACUGUGACACCACCGCUGUUCCACGCACACAUCGCAUACCGUACGCAACACAAGACAAUACCCCCCCAGCCAUUCGCUGUCUCGUAUCUUUGUGUUCGGCGCCUACGGCAACAAACCCAACGACGGAUCCCCGUCUCUUCACCUCUCUUUUCUUAUAUAUUCUACUUUGAAAGCACCGUUCACUAAUCAGCCAUGGAAGCUCUUCUUGAGGAUGCGUACAUCAACUCCCAGGUGGCGAGCUAUCCCGUAUCGAUGCUGGAGGACCACGCCAUCGCAGUUGACGCGACCUACUAUCUCCACCUCCAGCUCGAUUCACAGCCCAGCGAACCCCUCCUCUCGGCCCUCGGGGGCGUAACCGGUAUCCAGUCGCGCAUUGAGAACGAUCUUAACCAAUGGCAGGCCAACAAUGUUAUCCCUUUCUUUAUCUUUGAUGGCCAAAAUCUCAAGGGUCAAGAUGAGGUCAACAUCAGACGUGCUCGGGAAGGCAUUGCCCAAACCGACAGGGCCUGGGAGCAGUACUUCAAUGGCCAGGCUGAUGCUGCCGUUCAGUCAUUCGGCGAGAACACGAAUGCGUUUCAUCCUCACAACUUCUAUCGCCUUCUUCAGGGGAUACUGAAGGAGAGAAAGCUUCACUUUCUUGUGGCGCCCUUCAACGCUGCAGCUCAGAUUGCUUCGUUUGAUAUGACUGACUCGGACCAAGUCGGUGGUGUCAUGGGGUCUGUCGAGCUCCUGAUGUACCCCAUCAAUGACUGCGUGAUCAGAAGCAUCGACUGGGAAACUAGAACCGUCCGCGCAGUUUCCAAGACUCAUCUGUUGAGUGUCCUCAACGUCGCUGACCAUACUUUUGUCGACCUGAUGCUCAUGGCGGGCACGUCGUUUCUACCGGCCUUUCCUGCCCUUACAGACGGCAACAUCAUCAAGAACCAACCGUCCAACAUCAAUGAUGCUUUGAACAUCCUGCGAGUCGCUCGUAAGGAUGUGACGCAGGUCUGCAUCACCUUUGUCGAUACCCUCAAAGCACAGGAUCCCAACUGGUUGGACAAGUACCGCAAGGCCCGAAUGCUUGUUGACCACUUCACCUACAUCAAGGAAAACGGAGAAAUAACCGUUCACAACUAUGACACUCUUACUCAAGACAACUAUGAGUAUUUGGGCCUCUCUCUUCCGCCCGAGAUGUUCCAUUACCUGAACACAGGUCUAAUUGGUCCACGGAUUCUGAACCCCAUCACGCAUGCUUUUACUCAGGCUGAAGCCUCUAAGAAGCAGACGUCGGCCUCGAUGGAGGUUUUGCCCACCCUGGAUGGGACGGUCUCGCCUGAGUACAGGAAGCUGGUUACUCAACAAACUCCCCAGAUCAAAGAAGCCGCCUUGAGCUUGGUGGUAGCUCGCCUUCACCGUGCCUUCUUACACAGCACCGUCACCAUGGGCGUAUGGUUUGAUCGGGAUUUUAAGCGGAAGUUGUGGGACUUCAAGAACCAGGGCCCUUACCUGGAGCAGUGGAAAAGCUGGAGAGUGUCCGCCGAGGUAGUCGAGAAGUUGUUCCCGGAUUUUGUCCACGGAUCCAUCUUUUCUGAAGUUCUGGCGCUUGAGAAGCCAGAGUUCGUUGCCACCACCUUCUCUCAGAAGGACAAAAAGGUGAAGAAUUUGAGCCCUGACCUCAUCAAAUCCUUCUCCAUCUGGCGGUUUCUUCACAUUCGGGGCUACGUUGACAAUAAACACGAACUCACCAACUGGGGCAAGGCCUUAUCACAAGCUCUCACUGCACUUCAGCCAACAGCCAAGAGGUACUGGAAGGUACCACACCUUUACGAGUCCAUCAUUGUCGCCCUUGAGCUCGUUCGUUUCGACUUGUUAAAUGCCAAGAACAAGCAUGAAGAGUUGCGCGGCUUACCCAUGCACGGCAGCGAGGACGACCAAUUGAGCUUGUUGUUGAUCAGCAGGUGUGCGUGCCUGCUGAAACUUCGGCAUGAAUCCUAUGGGUAUACGGGGCCCCUCAGCAAGAGUCUGCUGGCUUUCCGUUCGUUGGCAUCCGAGGUGCGGGCGGCAGACCGUGACUUGGUGGAGGCGAUCUUGGCUUCAACAUUCAUGGCUGCUCAGGCUGACCGGCGGAAAGACGCCAACUGGGAGUUGGGCAACAGCCUCCCGUUCCAUUUCGAUCCCGACGUAUCCCUCGGCAUUGCCGUCAAGACGUUUUUUGACGAGAUCAAUCCCAACGACCCCGAGAUGGCCAAGAAGAAGAAGAACUUUCCCUCCAGUUAUAUCCCCUACGCCACUGCCUUCCCGGAAGACCUUGAGAUUGCCUGCGAGUUCUUUAAGGCUAUUUAUGCGGGUAUCAAGGCGUUGCCUCAGAGGGAGCUCUCGGCCAAUGACCAGGCUGUUUGGGAAAAGGCAGCAAAGUACUUGGAGGCGCGGGCUUAGGAUGCUUUUUCUUGGCAGAGCUCUCAAGCGUCCAUCAAGGGGCUCGGCAUAGUCGUCUAUAUGAAAGCAAUGAGGAGUGUAGUGGGUGGGAGCGGGCGUAGUGGUGAUGUUGAUUGAGUAUGGCUAGCUAGCGAAAAAAAAUGGAAAAAGACCGGAGCGUGUAGAAUACAAUACUGUAACCCACAUCUCUGUUCAAUACCAAAUAGCUGAUACACAC
Messenger RNA from Podospora pseudopauciseta, 3310 nucleotides. RefSeq lists its product as uncharacterized. The record is from RefSeq and is a predicted model, not a curated record. The coding region runs from base 868 to 3093 and encodes 741 amino acids. Gene Ontology annotation, molecular function: mRNA 3'-UTR binding. NCBI's taxonomy places the organism in Eukaryota, Fungi, Ascomycota, Sordariomycetes, Sordariales, Podosporaceae. Gene Ontology annotation, cellular component: nucleus. The transcript is spliced from 5 exons.